AUGGAGGAACCCCAAAUCCAAGCUCAAACGUCAAAAACCCUAAUAAAACAACUAGCGGCAAGCGACGCAAAAUCCCGAAACAAAUCUUUAAAGAUUCUCUUAAACAAAUGGUUACCUUCACAACCUCAAAUCUCAGAAGAAACUAUGAAGAAACUGUGGAAAGGGCUGUUUUACUGUAUGUGGCAUGCUGACAAGUCUUUAGCACAGAACCAACUAAUCAACAAACUGAGUUCUUUACUUACUGUUAUUGAUGAUGAAUCUGUUUGUUUUAGUUAUUUCUCUGUUUUUUUAGUUACUAUGAGAAGGGAAUGGUCUGGUAUUGAUGGAUUAAGGUUAGAUAAGUUUUAUCUUUUGAUUAGGAGAUUUGUGAAUUCUUUGUUUGUUUUCUUCAAAAAGAAGAAGUGGGGUUUGGAUGUUGUAGAGAAGUUUACGAGGGUUUUUGUUGAAAAGGGUUUUUUAGCUGAUGAUAAGUUGUUAGGUAACGGUGUUAAUUACCAUGUUGUUUCGGUUUUUGUUGAGGAAUUGAAAGGUUUUUUGCCGGUGAGGAAGGCGGUUUUGGAGGUCGUUUUUGGGAAUUUUGUGAGUGUAAUGGGCAGGGUGAGUGAUAAAGUUUUGUUAGCGAAGAUUAAGAGUAAUGUGUUUGAUGUGUUGUUAAAGAUGGGGAGGGAAUUGUUGGAGGUGAAGAAGAAGGAGGGUGAUGUUGGGGAGAAUGAUGAUGAGGUGGUUUUGGGUUCAAUUGCGUUGGUAAUGGAGUUCUCAAAGAGGUUUUAUGAGUUGGGUUCUUCGGUUGAGUGUUGUCAAGGGAACAGGAAAGUGAUUUUGGGGUUACAUGAAGUAUUUUCGAAGUUGGAGAAGGAUUUUGUGGCCUCUGGGAUCAAGGUUGCACUUCCAGAGACUAAUGGUGAUGAUGAGGAUGAGGAGGUGCCGACUUUGGUUCCUAUUGAUAGUGGGAUGGAAGUGGAAGGUUUGAAUGGUGAUGUUGCUAAUGGGCAUCUUAGCAAGAAAUUGAAGAAGAACAAAAAGGUGAAGAAGGAGUCAGAUGGCAGUGGCAAAAAGGCAAAGAAGAAGACAAAGAAUGCCGUUUCUGGUUUCCACUGUGAGACUGAUUCUAUGACUGAUGAAAAUGGGAAUGAGGAUUUACCAAAUGGAAAGAAUUCGAGCGAAGAGAAGACUGGUGAUGAUAAUUUGAUAAGGUUUAAUGAAUCUGCAAUAGCAAAUCUUCAGAGCCAAUUUGAGAAAGUUGCUGCAGAAGAGAGCAUAGAUGAGGAUAUUGCUAGUGCCUGCAAUUUUCCGAAAGUCAAUGGCAAUGGUAAUGUCUCCAAAAAGAGAAAGAGAGCGAAGAGUGUGGAUGGGAAGGGAUCUAAAGAAUUGAAUGGCCAAGAAGAUGCUGAAACCGGCACAAGUGCAAUGGCGAAGAGCACAGAGAAGAGUGCAAAAAAAGUCAGGUUUUCCAUGAAAAACAACUUAGUCUGGAAGCCCAGCACUCCUUUACCACCACAGAACUUGAGGAUACCUCCUUCUGUGACCCCUAGAGGAAGUGCCCUUAAAAAAGGGGUACUGCCAGGUCCAGUUAGGGAGAUGCCUGCAAAGAAAAAGAUGAAACAAAGAGCUAAAUCUAUGAAGAAAGUAAUCAAAGGCAUUUCCCCUGCCACGAAGCGCGUCAAGAAGUUAAAAUCUCUUUCCCUCUAG
Messenger RNA from Dovyalis caffra, 1689 nucleotides. The record is from the annotation of a GenBank genome assembly. NCBI's taxonomy places the organism in Eukaryota, Viridiplantae, Streptophyta, Magnoliopsida, Malpighiales, Salicaceae.